This is a messenger RNA of Dichomitus squalens LYAD-421 SS1, 501 nucleotides long. Its product is annotated as glia maturation factor beta. Gene Ontology annotation, biological process: negative regulation of Arp2/3 complex-mediated actin nucleation; actin filament debranching. The coding region runs from base 1 to 501 and encodes 166 amino acids. The record is from RefSeq and is a predicted model, not a curated record. Gene Ontology annotation, cellular component: actin cortical patch. Gene Ontology annotation, molecular function: actin binding; Arp2/3 complex binding. Lineage: Eukaryota; Fungi; Basidiomycota; Agaricomycetes; Polyporales; Polyporaceae. The transcript has 4 exons.
AUGCCGCCGGCCUGCAGUGUCCUCAGAGCAGCGACCGCGAAGGCACCAACAACAGUACUUGCAAUCCAAGCCGUCAUUAUGUCCCAUACCGUCGACAUUCCGCAGGAGCUCAAGGCGGCCCUCCGCAAGUUCAGAUUCGCCAGGCGGAAUGCUGGUCACGCCGCGAUGGUCGUCAAGAUCAACAAACAGAAGCUGAUCAUGGAAGAGGUGGAGCAGUUCGAUGACAUUAGCAUCGACGACCUCGCAGAGGAGCUUCCCGAGAAUGCCCCGCGAUACGUUUUGCUCUCGUACGAGCUCAAUCACUCAGAUGGACGCAAGAGCUUCCCUCUCGUGCUCAUCAACUGGGCGCCGAGGUCAAGUGAAAUGAGUCUCUUGACCCUACACGCCAGCGCGUUCGUGUCCUUCCAGACUACGGCUGAUGUGAGCAAAGUGAUUGAAGUACGAGAGGGAGCAGAGUCCUUUACGAAGGACCUGAUUGACACGAAGCUCCUGCAUGGUUGA